GACGUCACACACGGCUCAUAAAAGCUGCGCGCGCGCCGCUCGCGUUUGUUUACACUGCCAGCAUUAGUUACCUCUAGUGUCGCGAGUACAAACAAGAUGAUGGGCAUACGAUCCAACGCUGAGGAGGUGAAGCUCUCUUCAUCACCACCAGACAAGCCAAAACUGAUGGAGGGAGGCAACUACAUUCGUGAGGGUCGCGACUCCAGCAAGUCGACAUGGCUUCUGUUCUCUCCGGCAACUCCUGAUGAAGCCGGCGCCCUCGCUAAGUUCCUCAGCGUCUUCUCCUCACACGGAGUCAACCUCAUGCACAUCGAGUCCCGUUCCUCUGCCAGAAGACCGGGUUACGAGUUCAUGGUGGAAUGCGAGCAUGGAGCUGGCGACUUUGGCGCAGCCCUUGACGAGCUCAAGAAUAAUGUUGGCUACUUGAAUAUCAUCUCUAGGAAUUAUAAGGAUAACAGAUAUGCCGUUCCCUGGUUCCCUCGUCGUAUCCGUGAUUUGGAUAGAUUCGCAAACCAAAUCCUAUCUUAUGGCGCGGAACUAGACUCCGACCACCCCGGUUUCACAGACCCAGAGUACCGCGCUCGCCGCAAGUACUUCGCUGACAUUGCAUACAACUACAAGUAUGGCCAGCCUCUGCCACAUGUUGACUAUACAAAGGAGGAGAUCGCCACGUGGGGGGCGGUGUUCAGGAAACUCACAGAACUGUACCCCACACACGCCUGCAAGGAACACAACCACGUGUUCCCUCUGCUCAUUGAGAAUUGUGGCUACAGGGAAGACAACAUUCCACAGUUAGAGGACGUUUCUAAUUUCCUUAAAGACUGCACAGGCUUCACGCUCCGGCCAGUAGCGGGUCUACUAUCAUCCCGUGACUUCCUCGCUGGGCUCGCGUUCCGUGUUUUCCACAGCACCCAGUACAUCAGGCAUCACUCCAGGCCCCUCUACACACCAGAGCCAGACGUCUGCCAUGAGCUGCUCGGCCACGCGCCUCUGUUCGCUGACCCCGCCUUCGCACAGUUCUCACAGGAAAUCGGACUCGCCUCCCUCGGAGCGCCUGAUGAUUACAUUGAGAAACUUGCUACCUGCUUCUGGUUCACCGUGGAGUUCGGUCUGUGCCGACAAGAAGGAAAGCUGAAGGCGUUCGGUGCUGGUCUGCUAUCGUCCUUCGGAGAGCUUCAGUACUGCUUGUCUGAUCAGCCAGAGCUGAGAGAGUUCGACCCUGACACCACUGGCGAUACGAAGUACCCCAUCACAGAGUACCAGCCCGUCUACUUCGUAGCCAACAGUUUUGAAGAUGCUAAGGAGAGGAUGAUUAAAUUCGCACAGAAGAUCCCCCGUGACUUCGGCGUCAGAUACAACCCUUACACCCAGAGCGUGGACAUCCUCGACUCGUCUCGUCAGAUGAGGGAUCUCUUGCGCGAAGUCCACCAGGAGAUGAACCUACUCCUCAAUGCCAUGGAGAAGUUAUAGACGUGGUGAUGGCAUCAGGUAUAGGAGCUACUAAUACGGACAUCCAGACAGUGCAGUUAAUGAUUAUGUGUAUUUAGAGAUUCGGGCUAUUCAGCUUCAGAACUAUUAUUACCUACAAGUACUUAGACCUUGAAGGUCUAAUGCCCGUUUUCACCAGUAGCCCUUAAAAUGUAAGUGUCUCCUAAAUUAAAAGGGGACUCCUACUACUUUAGCAGUUUUAAGGACAGCUAAGGAUAGCAACCAUUUAGUGAACAGUGGUUUGGCUGGACCAACACUCAUAAUAAUUCAAAUGAUUAUAUUAUAUUCAUUAUGAAAAAUUAUAGCCGACAAAUCGGUCAGCUUUGGUUAAUUCUCAAUUUCUCUCAAUCUACUGAAUAAUAUCAAGCCUAUUUAGUACUGUAGUUAUGUUAAGUUUAUAGAAUAAAUCAAAAUGUAUACUCUCAUUGCUUUAAAUAUCCUCAUAUUAAAAUAUCACGGCAAAUGAAUAUUAUUAGGAAUUAAGUUAAGUGAAUUAAUAUUAUUAUUUUAAGAAUUACACAAAGAUGCAAUGAUUUACAUAUGUAGGUAUUGUAAAUAAGUUAAGCUUAUUAUUAAGUUAAGUAGUUUAAGUUAAUGAAAUAAAAUAAAAAAUUAUAAUCUGUUAAUUAAAGACUUGUACUUACUUCUAAUAAACCCGAUUUUUUUGUAAAUGAAACAAUAAAUAACCAACAUAAUAUAUUUAAAAAUUUGUACAGACAGAAUAAACUUAAGUACCUAGUACUUUUAGCAACUAAUUAAUUACAAUAAAAUGACAAGAUGGCGCACUACAUGUCACUUAACAUCUACCGUCAUAAAUUAAUUGAUCUUAUGCUGCGUGAAAACAUAAGGGGGUGACAUACGAGCGAGUAAGUUGGCGUACUGAAGUCUGGGUAAAGGUGCGAAUACACGGUGCAUGUAGCUGGAGCAAGUGACCCGCGCGCACGCAACAGAGGACCAGGGUGGGUCUCUAGACCCGCAAGUUUUUAAAAUGCAUGUAACCUGCGCAUGUGCCUCAACAUGCGCAAGCUACUUGCACCGUGUAGACGCACCCUAUAGCUAAUCAUGCUUACAUCACCCUAAAUAGCUACUAGUAGUUGCUUUAAGUUAAAUGCCACGAGAUUGAUUCAAAUAUAAAUUUGGUUUUUGAUAUUUUUCAUUUGUUAUGAAGGUAAUUAAUUUUUCGACUGUAAAUAUUCUUAUUUUUGCGUUCAACGUCUGAAGAUUACACAUUAAGAAUUCGACCUGAAAAAUAUUAAAAUCCAUUACAUGAAUAUUUGUCAGCGUGAUAUAUUAUGAGACAUGGCAUCAUUCCUAAGGAAAUAACACAGGGCUAAAAUCUAUGACAAUGUUAUGUUUAACAACUUGAACUUAGUUCACGUUUGUUAUCAAUGUCGAAUACAAUAAGUACCAUGAACUAUAAACUAUAAGAAGGUCCACUGUUGCGAUUCGUCCGUUGCAGCCCCUUAUGCUUUUACGCUUUAUAUACAAAAAAUAAUUAAGCACAUAAGUUUUAUAUUUACAAUACCCAACAACAUCCAAUGUAUACUCGGUAGACGCUAUAUAUUAGCAUGUAGCAAUGUAAUUGACAGAUACAAGAACUAGAAUUGCUGGAUAACUUACGCAUCUACUUUUUACAAAACAUAUAGAAAUAAAUUAUGAUUAUGAUUUUCAAAGGUA
Messenger RNA from Helicoverpa armigera (cotton bollworm), 3165 nucleotides. Its product is annotated as protein henna. Gene Ontology annotation, biological process: L-phenylalanine catabolic process; L-tyrosine biosynthetic process. Gene Ontology annotation, molecular function: iron ion binding; phenylalanine 4-monooxygenase activity. The transcript is spliced from 6 exons. Bases 97 to 1470 code for a protein of 457 amino acids. The record is from RefSeq and is a predicted model, not a curated record. Lineage: Eukaryota; Metazoa; Arthropoda; Insecta; Lepidoptera; Noctuidae.